CAAAAUCCAGGUCCAGUCACACUGUCUGAACCUUUUCAUCUCUAUCCUAACUGUAAAGUUCUAAGAAAUCAUCCGAAAAUUUAGCAACCCAGAAAAUCAUGGACAACAAUCCUCGUAACUGGAACCAAACUGCACUUCUCGUCAUAGACAUGCAGAAAGAUUUUGUAGUACAAGAAGGUGCUAUGAGAGUUGAUGGUGGUUUAGCUAUCGUCCCUAAUGUUAUUGAAGCUGUUGAGGUUGCUAGGCGCCGUGGCAUUCUCGUAAUUUGGGUUGUGCGUGAGCAUGAUCCUAUGGGACGAGAUGUUGAAUUGUUUCGCAGACACUUGUACUCUGAAGGGAAGGCGAAACCAACUUCUAAGGGUAGUGUGGGCUCUGAAUUGGUUGAUGGGCUUGUAAUUAAGGACACUGAUUACAAGUUGGUAAAGACGCGAUUCAGUGCGUUCUUUUGUACACACCUUCAUUCGCUUCUUCAGGGUGCUGGAAUCAGUAGUUUAGUUGUCACUGGUGUGCAAACUCCAAACUGCAUCAGACAGACCGUCUUUGAUGCAGUAGCACUUGAUUAUCCAUCUGUAAGUGUCAUUGUUGAUGCAACGGCAGCUGCCACGUCUGAAGUACAUGCUGCUAAUAUAUCCGACAUGAAGAAUGUUGGAGUUGCAACACCAACGCUACAAGAGUGGUCCAAAUCCGAUGAUUGAACAUCACAACUCUGAUCAAUUAAGUUCCUUCUUGCUUUUGACCAUUGGUUUCAGAAGGGAUUGCAUGACCAUCCGAGCAUCGAGUAUGUUUAAUCAUGACUCAGUGAAUGUGUUGCAGAAUUUAUCAGGUUAUGUUACCGUGUAUUCUGCUAUACUGUUAUCAAUGUAGAUGCAGAUAAUGUAAAUACAUCUCUUUUUCAUGUUUGGGAAAUUUAAAUUUUGUAUCGUAACCAGAAACUAUUCGAAAAUUUCUGUAAAACUAUUCGGAAAAUUCUGUAAAUCUAGAUUUGUGACAAGAACCUGGAUUAAUAAUGCUAUGGUCCCACAGAAUCGAGGAGUUGGGGUCAUAUUUUCUUUUGCA
Molecule: messenger RNA, 1056 nt
Organism: Daucus carota subsp. sativus
Lineage: Eukaryota; Viridiplantae; Streptophyta; Magnoliopsida; Apiales; Apiaceae
Product: probable inactive nicotinamidase At3g16190
Exons: 5
Coding region: 99-695 (198 amino acids)
Source: RefSeq, a predicted model, not a curated record